This is a messenger RNA of Neurospora hispaniola, 4295 nucleotides long. RefSeq names its product DHS-like NAD/FAD-binding domain-containing protein. Gene Ontology annotation, cellular component: nucleus; mating-type region heterochromatin. Gene Ontology annotation, biological process: regulation of DNA repair; pericentric heterochromatin formation; replication-born double-strand break repair via sister chromatid exchange. The transcript has 2 exons. Gene Ontology annotation, molecular function: histone deacetylase activity, NAD-dependent; NAD+ binding. The record is from RefSeq and is a predicted model, not a curated record. Lineage: Eukaryota; Fungi; Ascomycota; Sordariomycetes; Sordariales; Sordariaceae. Bases 179 to 4174 code for a protein of 1331 amino acids.
CACCACCUACCAAGCAAUGACGCUAUAAUCUUCGGAUCCCUCUGCCAUCACACGCGCACCCGCUGGACGCCGACCGUGCCUGUUGUCGCCUGUCUUGUCGUCCUGGCGUCUGCUUGUCGGUGGCUGUUAGAGUUUUUAACAACAACCUAUAACCACCACCAUCUACCGACCACCGACCAUGCCUACAACCCACGUCGAGCCCAACUCGGAAGCACUGCUUCAGGAAAUUGCGAAUUCCCUCUACAAGGCCAGGAAGGUCGUGGUCAUCACCGGCGCUGGAAUCAGCACCAACUCGGGCAUUCCCGACUUUCGAUCCGAAAAUGGUCUCUACUCCCUGAUCCAAGCUCAGUUCGAUGCCGCCGAGAAGCAGAAUGCUUCCCAAGAGUCCGAGACGUCUGCUGAUGGACCGGCGAAACGACUCCGAAUCGACCCUCAAGACGCCAACGGAAAAGACGUGAGCGACUCCGAGCUACCUGAUACGAGCGCGGUAGGGGAGGACAAGAUACACGAUUCAAUCACAGUCACCACCCCCCGGUCCAAGAUCGCCAGCAACAAUAGACAGCCCUCGGACCGCCCUCCCCAUUUCCAGGCCUCUCCGCCCACCCUCGAUUUCUCCCAUCUGCGCGACGACCGCGGCCUGGGCUCUUCGCCCUUGUCCUCGCCUCCGCCGGUUCUGCUCGAUCCUUACCGUGACAGCUCGACUUCGCGCUCUUCCCGCAGUGGCAGUGUCUCUUCGUCCGACUCCGACAGCCAAGAUCCCUCGUCCGUAUCUACACCUUUCCUGACGUCCCAGUCGUCGUUCUCGUCCAAGAACACGCUACCAAACAUGAAGGGCAAGGAUCUCUUUGACGCCCAAAUCUGGUCGUGUCCCGUCAAGACGUCGGUUUUCUACACCUUUGCGACCACCCUUCGCCACAAGGUGCGCGCCGCCGAGCCAACAACCAGCCAUCACUUUGUCAGUGUCCUCCGUGACAGCAGAAAACUGGUCCGUUGCUACACCCAAAACAUCGAUCAACUGGAGGAACGCGUCGGUCUGGCCACAUCGCUCGAACUCGGUGCUGGUAGCCGCUACCGUUUUUCGACCCGAAAGCCUGCAGGUGGCCGGCCCAAGGAUGCAGAUCAGAGCCAGGAAGAGGACCGCCCCUCGUCAAGUCAGGGACAAAAGGAGAAUGAGUGCCCGCCAGCAAGUCAACCACCGGCAUCCCAACCCGAGGCUUCGCAGGAUACAUCGUCACAACCGGCCGCCCCUAACCGUGGUGUCGAAUGCGUUUUCCUCCACGGAUCCCUGGCCGAGCUCCGAUGCUUCGUCUGCGCCCGGACCGCCUCGUGGGAUGAUGCUGAUCGCCAAGCGGAUACCCUAGCUGGUCGGCAACCAACUUGCCCCCAUUGUGCUGGUGCGACGGCAGCCAGAGAGGAACGGGGCAAACGAGCGCUGGGAGUAGGCAAGCUUCGCCCGGAUAUUGUCUUGUACGGCGAAGAGCACCCACAUGCUCACCUGAUCAGUCCUCUGGUGCAGCACGACCUUUCCCUCGGACCGGAUAUGCUUCUCAUUCUUGGCACCAGCAUGAGAGUUCAUGGCCUAAAGGUGUUGGUCAAGGAAUUUGCCAAGGCUGUUCAUGACAAGGGAGGUAAGGUGGUGUUUGUCAACUUUACCAAACCCCCUGACAGUGUAUGGUCGGAUGUUCUUGAUUUCUGGGUGCAAUGGGAUUGCGACGCCUGGGUGGGAGAUCUCCAGACUAGGAAGCCUGCGCUGUGGUUGCCACCUGGUACGGUUUUGCCGGAAGAAGAGAAGGCCAAGGCUAGUAAGGCCAGAACUAGUGGUGGUGGAGAGACUAGCAAGAAGAAGGCUGAGAAGGCCGCCGACAAAGCAGCCGAGAAGAACGAGAAGAGUACGGACAAGGACAAGGCAGUGGAGAAAAACAAUGUCGACAAGGACAAGUCUGACAAGACCGAUGAGCCUCCGACAUCUAACAGGAGGAGGGAAAGCGACAAUAAGGGUCUGAAGGCACUGGUCGAAGCAGCAAACACGGUCCAGGACCAGUUCGCUAUCGAGGCCCUGAGUGCCUUGAAGAAACACAAGGUAACUCCGGAGGAGAUGAGACAGCAACAGGAGUCAACCGAAACAACCGAGGCAGAGAUGCCGCCACCGCCGGCACCUGUUACAAAGACAGCUCAAAAGCGACCUACGAGAGCCCCUAGGGAACCCAAACUCAACCCCGAUGCGAAACGACCGGCGUCUGUACGUGAUCAUAAGAACAAUGCGGCACAUCUGGUUUGGAGGAUCAUGAGCAACUUGGAAGUCAUCAGGAAUCUGGAAAGAGAAGUGGAGAAGCAAGUGCCUGUUCCUGCUGAGACGAAUACUAAGGACAAGUCAAAGGCCAAGAAGAAAAAGGUUACUGCUUCUCAGAACGACAAACCAAAAGCAGCGGCUGGAAAGAAGCCCCAGCCUAACCGGGACAUUCAACCACCGGUACAAGUGUCUGCCAGUGACGCAGGUGGCAACGUUCCAGAACAGGACGAAAUCCAGGUGGACCUUGAAGCCGACUCCAUCACCGCAGCGGUUAAGACUCGCAAGCGAAAACGGAAUGUCACAUGGAAAAUGAUACGGGGUGUCGAGACCCGCGUCUCUCUCGAUACAAACGGGACAGAGGUCGCUCUCCCACCACCACAUCAUCCCCAUGCUACCGCCGUCCCGGUUAACAUCCCAUUCAAGGCGCCUCAACGUCAGCGUUCCAAGACUCCUGAAGUCCCUCAGCCUCCGGCACCACGACAAACACAACUCUUACCGCCAGCAACGAUACCCAAGAACCGAGCGCUGCCGAAACCCAAACCGCAGGCCCCUCGAAACCGAACCAACAGCGGUGCUAGCAUACCGCCUCAUACGGCGAUACAUACAACCGCAAUCUUCACACCCAAACCUCUCGCCAACCUCGCUGUUGAGGUAGUUGACAAAUAUGACGCCGGUUUCGAAGAGACUGACCGGCUGAUCGCUAGGUACCAUGAGCUUGCUUCGAAUUCGCAGUCUCGCGCCUCCACUCGCGCUUCCAGUCCGCAGCCGAGACAAACUGAGACCCCCAAGGAACACCAGCUACCGCCCCUGAAUAUGAGGAACCUCAACAAUGCCCAGACUACCGUUCCAAGCCGAGGUUCAACCGUCACCAAGGGGGGCAGAAAGAGGAGUAAGACUGGACCCGCCAAUGGCUUGCUUAAGUUGCAGGUGUUGGAGCCCAAGUUCGAUACACCCGGACCGUUGUCAGAGAACGUGUUGAGUCCUAAUGUGGGCAGCCCGCCAUUAGGUUCGAAUGGACCGAGAGGUAGGAUGGGCUCGGUACAUCAACCGCAGGGACACAACGACCAGGAGAACCAACCACCAGGCCAAGAGCAACAUGGGCAGCCGCCAGCAGACCAACAAGGACUGUGUCAGCAGCAACAACAGCAGGUACCGCCACAUGGCCAUCCAACCAACCAAGCCCGCAACCCUUUCUUCUACUCGGAUCCUCUCGCGUCACAACUGAGUUUCCCCCCUAGGUGGGGGGAUCAACAGGAACAGCCACCUCAGUCCCAGUAUCAGCAAGGCCCUUCCCCAGCGAACUACCCACCUAGGUAUUGGAGUACCACCGCUCUCGAUAUGUUUUUCCGGCCAUCCAUGGAUGCGCAAAAGCAGCCCUUGCAGGAACAGGAACAGGAACAGGAACAGAAUAUGGGCCUAGGCAUCCAAGAACCCGCGCCUGCACCCACGCCCGCGCUUGAAACAGAAAACGAAGCAGACGACCCCUGGAUGGAAGCCGCUCGCCGUGUCCGUCAACGCUUGCCUAUGGGGGGUGAUCUCGGCGCGGCAGCACUUGCUCAGCUGGCAGUACAAGGAGCUCCAGUACCAUCGACACUGCCGUUUUCGACGGUUCUCCCGGGAAGGGGCGUUCCAGCGAGGUUUUAUACGCCUUUUCAGGCUUGGCAGCAGCAGAGGUUGGAGGAGAUACGGCAGAAGGGACCACCGCUGGAGCAAGGCGGGCGGCAGCGGCAAGCUGUGGGGGCUGAGCCGGGGUCGAUGGCUGGACCGGGAUCAGGACCAGGACCAGGACCGGGGCAAGGUCGGUGGCCGCCGGGGUGGUCGGCGGAGGAACAGUUGAGGCAGGAGGCGGCUAUGAUGCUGAGUUCUAUGAGAGGGAGCGCUUAGGGAGUGUUUAUCAAGGAACAUUGGCAUUUAUGGCUGGGAUGUAGGUGAUGGGUAUAGCAUUACUGUGUGAGCGAACUUUGAGAAGUGAAGGUCACCUCUAUAGAGGUAGGAUUGCAUCGAU